This is a messenger RNA of Oncorhynchus mykiss (rainbow trout), 4559 nucleotides long. Its product is annotated as upstream stimulatory factor 2. The record is from RefSeq and is a predicted model, not a curated record. Gene Ontology annotation, biological process: regulation of transcription by RNA polymerase II. NCBI's taxonomy places the organism in Eukaryota, Metazoa, Chordata, Actinopteri, Salmoniformes, Salmonidae. Gene Ontology annotation, molecular function: protein dimerization activity; RNA polymerase II cis-regulatory region sequence-specific DNA binding; DNA-binding transcription factor activity, RNA polymerase II-specific.
UGAUUUGUACUCCGAACACAGUUUCUAAACCAUCUUUGUUGUAAAUAUCAGACAUGAAUAUAGACAGAAAAAAAAAUCUGAGGUGUAUUUGUAAUGUUGUGUAAUGAUACAAAAUGGUUGGCACGCAAUGGAUAUAAUGGAAUUGAGAAGGUUGACAUUCAUUUUAAACAGGGGCACCUCAAAUCAACAUUGCCGUGUAGCCUACUGUACAUAAAACACAUUUCUACAUACUCCUCUUCCAAGAUCAAAAGUUGAACAAAAAUAGAUGCAGGGCGGGGAAUUAAAUUUUGCUAACACCAACAGUCCACUCCAUAUUUUGUGAGACACGACGGACGCUGGUUUACUGCAGAGGUUGAGAGGAUAAAAAAACCGAGAGUGAGAAAACAUUUACCGAAAUUACUCGACGAAUCACUGUGCCAUAACCUUGCAAAGAAACAAUUCCAACCGUCCAAGUUGCUAUCCUGACGACACUGACUCAAUUUAGCAGUGCGAGUGAAACCGUGAGAACGAAAGCUUCGAGAGCGACAUAAACCCCAGCCAGCGGCAGCGGUCUCCAUUUUAACUUCGAGUCCGAUCUAUGCCUCACGUGUCUUGGACUGUCUCUCUCACAUGACCCGAGUGUUUGUUCCCGUGAUCAGCACUUCCAUCUACGCGUCUGUGUCAGUGAAUAUCACAUUUUAUUCCAACCCUGAUGGAUAUGCACCUCGAACAGAGUCUGGACACCGCGACAAGUCACGAAAAACAAGAAGAGGAGGUCGUCCAAUUAGAAGGAGACGGGGAAGGGGAGCAGACUGCUGUUACCAUAGGCAGUAUUCAGCAGGCCCAGGCAUUCGCGGACCACAACAUUCAGUACCAGUUCCGCUCUGAGGGUGGUCAGGUGACUUACCGCGUUGUCCAGGUAACUGACCAGCAGCUGGAGGGGAGAGAUGACGGGGGAGGGCCGGUUAGCGUGGUCUCCACGGCCGCCUUCCCCGGCGCUCCUCAAGCAGUGGCCCAGGCUGUGAUCCAGAACCCUUUCAGUAAUGGGGGUAGCCCCGUGGGAGAGACGCUGGGAGGGGAGACGCGCUUUGCCUACUUCCCAGCUACGGCUGUGAGCGACGGCACUGUGUCUGUGCAGACCACCUCCGACCCCACUCAGGCCGGGGGUCAGUUCUACGUGAUGAUGAGCCCUCCUGACAUCUUGCAGACAGGCACACAGCGAACCAUAGCCCCGCGCACACACCCCUACCCUGAAGACGAAACCGAGAUGCUGCAACAUGACGGUUUAAACUGGAAAAUGGAUGGCCCACGGACACCCAGAGAUGAGAGGAGGAGAGCUCAACACAAUGAAGUUGAGAGGCGGCGGAGAGACAAGAUCAACAAUUGGAUCGUCACGCUCUCCAAAAUCAUCCCCGACUGCAACAUAGACAGCACCAAGACGGGGGCUGUAAGUCACUCUAGUAAAGGGGGCAUCCUGUCUAAGGCGUGUGACUACAUCCGAGAGCUCCGUCAGAAUAACCAGAGGCUCCUGGACGGUGUCAAAGAGGUGGAGAGAGUACAGGUGGACAACGAGCUCUGCAGACAGCAGAUCGAGGAGCUGAAGAAUGAGAAUGCCCUUCUCCGAGCUCAACUCCAGCAGCACGGCAUCGAGAGCGUGGGCGAGACGCCGCCACAAUGAACGAGGGAGACUGGGAGAGCAGGACGGGUAGAAGGAGGACGAGGCAGACUGGAGACGACACGUAGGAGCAGAACAAAACGAACGAGCUACUGACGAAUCACUCUUUUUCACAGUCGCUGACAGUUAAGACAGUCUUCCCUGGCCUCGUCUUUGAGGCUGCAUCCGAGACUCUUGGCAGGCUCCUGCUGCUUUGUUGGCUGCACUUGACUGAUCCAGGAUCAGUCGAAAUGACAAAAGACGCCACCGUGUAGACCAUAGACAUGUCUCCGAGAGAGAAGAGGUCACAACCACCAGAGGAAAAACCCUCUACUAGCCCAGAGAAACCCACUGCACAACUCCUCCCUCCCUUUCUAUAUUUAUUUAGUUCCUCACCUGUGGACUGUGACAUUGGAUAUUUUGUUGUUGAGUUGUUUUUUUUCCCAUUCUCUUCAGUCAUGUUUUAUUUUAGUCUGUAUUUGUGGUUGAGGGUCAUAUUACAAUUUUGUUACGUUAGCAGUUUUUAAUUUAUUAGUUUGUGUAUUGUUAAAAAUCUGCCCAGAAAGACUCAUUUAGAAAAGCUCAUGUAUCCUAGAGGAAUAGAUGAUGUAUGAGUGAGUGGUAGGCUACCAGCCAGUAGAACAGAAACACGAUACAAAUAAACCGCUGCAUUGCAGAUCUAUGUGAAAGAAUGGCUUGAUAGUUGCCAAUAUUAUUAGAAGUAUUGGGACAGUGACACAUUUUUAGUUUUGGCUCUGUACUCCAGCACUUUGAAAUGAUAUAAUGGCUAUGAGGUUAAAGUGCACACUGUCAGCUUUAGUUUUGGGGUAUUUUCAUCCAUAUCGGGUGAACCGUUUAGAAAUUAUAGCACUUUUUGUACAUUGUCCCCACCAUUUUAGGGGAACAGAAGUAUUUGGAUGAAUUCACUUGUGUAAUAAAGUAGUCAAAAGUUGAGUAUUUGGUCCCAUAUUCCUAGCAUGCAAUGAUUGCAUAAAGCUUGUGACUCUACAAACUUGUUGGAUGCAUAUGCCAUUAGUUUUGAUUCUAUUGGGCACAAAAUAAUCUGAAACUAUGGUAAAUAAUGCAUUGUCAUUUUGGAGCCCCUUUCAUUGUACAUUUAUUGUACAUUCUAAACACUUGUACAUGGAUGCUACCAUGAUUGCGGAUAAUCCUGAAUGAAUCGUGAAUAAUGAUGAGUGAAAGUAUCAUAACUCCAAGACUUGCUAACCUCUCACCAUAACGAGAACGGGAGGUUAGCAUAUUUUGGGGGGAGGUAUGAUGUUUAUGCCUCUAACUUUCUCACUCGUCAUUGUUCUCGAUUCAUUCAGGGCUGUCCGUAAUCAUCAAACACAAGCAAACAAACAGCAAAUGCAUCUAAGAAGUUUGUAGUCACAAGCUUGACGUAAUCAUUGCGUGCUAGGAAUGUGGGACCAAAUACUAAACCUUUGAGUACUUUACAGCACUUUUUAUAUAUAUAUAUAUAUAUAUAUAUAUAUAUAUAUACAUUUUUUUUAUUAUUAUUAUAUAUUUUUUUACAUAGUUCCCCCCUGAUUUUUAGGGGACCAAAAGUAUUGUGACGAAUUCAUUUGUGUAUUAAUUACUAAACGGCACCGAUAUUGAUGAAAAUGCCCUCAAAUUAAAGCUGACAGUCUGCACUUUAACCUCAGUCAUUGCAUCAUUUAAAAUCCAAAGUGCUGGAGUACAGAGACAAAACAACUAUCUCAAGGAUGCAAUUUUGGUAUACCCAGAGGAAUAGCUGUGCUUUGCCCAAUAUCACAGUUUUACAGUGCUUGCAUUAACAGAGUUGUUGUUAAAAUAGCAACAAUGCAACGUUCUAUAAAUGUGUCAUGUUGAAGUAUGGCCACUGGCGUUAGUGGGAAAAUAAAUGGUAAUCAAUAAUUCAUUUACUGUGUACGCUGGCCCUUUUCUACAAUUAUGCAAUUUAAUACACAAUCUUUAAGGCUGGUUUGAGACUGGCCGGGUUCGCUUAUAGAGCAUUUGAUAGACCACUGAUACGGCCUCUGAGAGAAAGGUGGAGCUCUUAAAAUGUCACCUGACAUAUGAAGUGAGUGCAAAUGUAUAUGAUUCUGGGUGGAACAUCACAGGUUGCAUCAGAAAUGGCACCCUAUUAUGUAGUGCACUACUUUUGACCAACAGUGAUUUAUGUAAGGGAUAGGGUGCCAUUUCAGACACCACCCAAGUUUUUAAUUUCAACAUUGUGUCACGUUUAAAACUCACUCUUGAGAAAGCGCAUUGAGUUCACUGCUGAGCUAAAUUUAGCGGCUACAGAAGUCUGGAUGUUUUUUGCGAAUGUGUGUGUGAUGCAUCUGUCUUGAUAUGUGUAAGAAUAACCACAAGUAUCAUGUCUAGCGUUUGGCUUUUUAUUUUUCUAACCAACACAUCAAAUGGAGAUUAAUGCACCCAGGGAGAAAGACUCUGGAGAGAAUAAAUGAACCAACUCACUGCUCAAGAUAGAAGCCAAGAACAGAGAAACUUCCUGUUCUUGCGCCUCGUUUCUGUGUUCUGACUUGCCUCUCCUUGCAAACGAAUGGAUGCUAAUAAAGACUUGGGAAAACAUUUUCAUCUCAGACACUCUUUCACUCAUCUAGGACAAGAACCAAGUUGAAAUGCGUUCAACGUGCAAACAGGCAAGUUGAUGAUGAUACCAAUGUUACUGAUGACUGGAUUUGCAUUGUGUAUUUUGUCCUGAAUUUGGGAAAAUGGGAAUAGGUCAAUUUGUGUUUUAGUCUCUGAUCAGGGUGUUUUAGGCAUGUACUGUCUGGCUCGGGAAUCAGCAAAGCAGCACUAAUACUCAACCCAAUGAAAAGUCAUGUAUACUCAAUGAUUCCACCUCGACAAGCUCUCCUACUCUGUGACCUUGUGCUUUUGUAAGUGCAGAAUAAAAUUGUUAUCCUGUUUUGCUCAA